This is a messenger RNA of Stegodyphus dumicola, 10182 nucleotides long. RefSeq names its product Rho guanine nucleotide exchange factor 3 (gene RhoGEF3). Gene Ontology annotation, biological process: intracellular signal transduction. NCBI's taxonomy places the organism in Eukaryota, Metazoa, Arthropoda, Arachnida, Araneae, Eresidae. The record is from RefSeq and is a predicted model, not a curated record. Gene Ontology annotation, molecular function: protein binding; guanyl-nucleotide exchange factor activity.
GUCAGUUUGCUCUGCACGUGGCUUACACGGCACUCAGGUGCCCUGCUGUUGCCGCAUUAGGCGAACAUGAACUUCAGUAUUCGACGGACUUUCACCAAGUAAAUUUUCUAAUUUAUCCGCUACUGACACGGUGGUUGAACUGGUCUCGGAGAAGUUUUUUCAGCAGGGGGAAAAAAAUUGCGUUAUUGCCUUGCGGGAAAGCCGGCUCGAACCUGAAUCGCGGAGGUUAGCUAGAAGACUCGACCUUACGGGAAUAUCAUAAACUCGUGUUUGUGUGUGUGUGCGUGCGUAAAUGUCUGUAUAUGCAGGUGCGGCCAGCUUUGAUAGACUUGUAAGGUUUCAGAACUCAAUAGCUCGUUCAGUCGGAACGGUGUGUGUUUUUUCCUCGCGGAGCUGGUUUCUCUUUCGUGCUUCGCUGCCAUUGUGAUUGCGGUGGUGCAACCAGUACAUAUAACAAAUGCAUGUGAUUGUUUUUAUUUCUGAAAUUACAUGAUGUGGAUUAUCAAUAAGCUGCAUUUUCCUAUUAGAGAUAUGGUGCAAGUAAUGUGCGAAAUUGUGAUUUUCAUAGUCAGAAAAUGUUUGUAUUAAUAUUGUGACACACGGCGUAUUAUGUUGAAGUGAUAUUCUGAGGAAUAAUACACUGUGCUUGUACAAUCGGUAAGGCUUCAACGGUAAAUCAGCAACGGUCAGUAAGUCUACAAUAUUUCUUUCUUUUAAAUAUAAAUAAUUUCCUCUAAAACUAUUGUAAUCUGUUGCUCUCUUGAUUUUGUGAACUGUUAGUCAUCUUGUAUGAUAUUUCAUUAUCAAAGCAUUGCUAUUACUUUUUGGUAACUUAUUUCAAUUCAUUUAACUGCAGAACUGUUAAUCAUUUGAUAAAUAUUUAUUGGAAAAAUACGCUAUUGGCUUCACUACUGAGAGAAAUGUUUAUUGUCAGCAUUUUCUUUUUAUUUUAAACUGACUGAAAAUUUUACUGAAAACCUAUUUGAAUUCUACUUUCGUAUUUCAUUAAAUAUAUCUUAAUCAGACUAAUGAUUUGCUCUUUGUUGGAUAUUUUAAUUUUAUUAUAAGGAAUUUGCAAAGAUUUUUUUUUUUUUUUGGUACAAUAUUUUGUUGACUUUGAAAAAUUAACUUUUUAGAACUGUUCUUGAAUUUUCUUAAAAUAGCAUAUGUAAUGAUUAUUAAGAGCAGAAGUGAUAAUGUUUUUCAUUUAUGCAUUGUGUCUUAAAAAUUUGCGCCUUCUUAAAUAUAUCGAUGAGACCCAUCAUAAAUCCAAUGUGGUUGUGCAUGAUGUGAAAGGAAUUUCGUUUCUGACUUAAUUAAAAUGCACUUUUUGCAACUGCUCAAGUUUUAAUAUUCUGAUUUUAGUUUUGUUGAGAUGAACUGAGAAAUAAAUUCAGCGUAAAGAAUUAAUAAUAACCCUAUAUCCAGCAAGGGCUUAGAUAUCAUUCAAUGCUUGUUUCAGAAUGUUAUUAUGUGUGGCUGGCGGUAGUAGUGCUGAAUUUACGCGAGACCGUUCGCGUAGCGGAAGGUGUAGUUCACAGAGUUUACUUAUCCAGAAUAAUGCAAACCAGCAGGUCAUGGUAGAAGAAAGAUGUUCUAUGACAAAUGCGGCCGUGAACGUGUCGUUGGAUCACGUAACGACACAAGAAACCUUGUCCUUUGACCUGCGGGCAAGUCAAAAUGCUUAUGCAAAACCACCUGCGAGUUCGAAAGAAAGCAGUGUGGCAUACAGAAGUAAGGUAUUCGUAGUCAGAGGAGAGGAUUCUGCUUUUGACAGGGUUCCUGAAAAAAAAGAAACUUGUUCCACGACAACUACUUUUAAAUCUAAUGUCGUAAAUGGUAAAAGGAGUACGAACACAAUUCUUGUUCGAUAUAAACCAUCAAAAGCGACUACUGCAUCAUCAGAUGAUGAUGUACAGUUUGAUUUCGGCAGUAAAAAGGACAGGCUAUCUGCCACGCCUGUCAGUUCAUCAUCUUCAUCGACAAUUUCUACCGAGAGUUCAUCAUCAAGUAAGAAAGAGAAAGCUUCAAGCAGUGCUUGGGCUCAGAUUAUGGAAUUAGAGGGUUAUCGAAGUCCAGCCAUUGGAUUAGAUAACGCACCACCGAAACAAAGUGACAAUGGUUUUUGCAGUGCUGAAAAUGCUAGUUGUGAAAGUACUCAGUCAUUCGCGCAUACUGAUUGUUAUAGUUGUGAUAUGAUAACGAAUGAUGUCGGUAACUGUCAAUCUAAGAUUCCCGAGCUGGACAGUAACUACCAUCAUGUUCCAAAACAUUGUUCUUCCCCUUGGGAUGAAAAAGAUUCUUGUUUCAUGAAACAUGGCUCUGAAUAUGAUACUUCAGAAUGCGAAAGUUUGCUGUCAACGUCAUCGAGUUUGAAUGAAUCUUUUAAGAUUAAUAAUGAUGUAUUAUAUCGUCCAAAUAGUCAAUCGUCUACCUGCAUAACCCCUAAAUCAAAUAAUUUUGAUCAAAUACCUACAGCAUGUUUUAAAUCUAAAACUGCUUCAUACUGUAAUCGCGGGGAGAAGUUUUCUUCAAAUACUUCCUUAUCGUGCGCUUCGUCUACAAAAGAACAAAUUCGAAUGGCACAAAAAACCAAAUCAUGUAUGUUAAGAUCUGAGUCAUCUCGAACACCUAAAGGGCCAUCUCAAGAUCGGCCUAGAAACAGAAGAAAAACUCUUCCCGAUGGCAAUUUAAAUUUAGACUGCUCAGAUACUUCAUCUCUUGUUGAUAGCCAGAAUAAGUUUUGUAAAAAUCAAAGUAUUGAGCAGGAUCCCAAUGCCUCUUGGGGUAGGUAUAAUUCUAGAGCAAUGAGAGAUUCCGUUCGCAAACUUGCCGAAAAGUAUGCUGAGACUGUGAAUCUUAGACGUGAGACUCAUUCGAAACUUGAUUCAUUAUCUGGAACUAAAAAUGUUCAACUGACUAGAUACGUUUCUCCUCAUGAUCAGAACCAUGUUCAUUCGCCCAUCCGAACACUGUAUGUUCAAAACAAUUUAUAUUGCCCUCGAAUUGCUAGCAGUACUUCGUAUUUACAUGAAGUGCAUGUUGAAAGUGACUCUCAUCGAAAAAAUCUUCAUUUCAUAGCGCCUUUGUCUACGCAUCACAAUCACAGUAGUGUGCAUAUAUCGAAUAUAGCAUUGAAAGGUACUUCUUCCAAGCUUCAAUUUUGUAAAUAUAAUAGUGAAAAGAAUCAAAUUUUUAGGAAAACUGAUACGUGUAAUAAUGAUUGCAUAGAAGUUCAGAGUUCCGGAAGUGAUACUUCUGCUGAAAUCUCACGGCUAACUAAUACUUAUAGUAAAGAUACAGAUUCAUCGUUUUUUGAUAAACAUGAAAUAAAUGAACACUGCACAGGGGAAGAAAAUUACCAAGCUGAUAGUAAAUUUCGGACAACUAGCUCACGGACAAAAGCUUUUCAAACUUCACAACCAAUGAGCAAUAUUCAAAAGCCUUCAGUGAAAUCUGAGCAAUCAGAUAUUUUCACAGAGGAAGCGAAAGAAUUUGCUCAUCUUUCUGCACAAAUGAAAGACAUCAAAUCAAAGCUAUGUGUUGACUGUGCACAAUCCGCAAGUCGUGGUCCUCCAUCUAAACAACCAGCAUUACGAACAAAACAAUCGAAACCUCAACCUAAAAAUUCUAGUGUGCCAGAUCAUAUAUCUCUUUUAAAAAGAGCGCCUCUAGUAGUCUAUGAAAGUGAUUCAAAUACACCCCCAUACAUUAAACCUUUGGUAUCGAAAAAAAGUGACAAUGCUUCCAAAUAUGACAAUACUUUUGCAACUAGAAGGUGCACAAUGCUUACUGCGCGUGAAAUGGCCGAUCUAGUACAUGGUAACAGUUUUGGCAAAAUAAACGAUACUAGAUUACCGCAAGUAAGUGUUACGAAUAAAGUGACCAGCUGGAUUCAGAAGCAGAAAGAUAAAAGGAAACCUGUGUUUUUUAUCGGCGAUAUGCCAUCACAUUUUACCGACAAUGACAAAAGUUCGAGUUGUACUGUUAGUGACCCUAAACAUAAUAAUCGAAAAUCAAGACGAUCUUUAUCCUUGUCAAAUGUGAGAGAAGGAGAAGUAUCUACAAACUGUAGUACAAUAAGCAAGAAUAACUGUUCUAUUAACCAUUCAACGUUACAACUGAAUGCAGUACCAAAUAGUAGUGACAGUGUUUCUAACGAUCACCAUUAUAAAGGCUUGUUCAUUAAAAGGGCAUCUAGUAGCUGCAGCAACAGAGGGUCAUCCCGCAGGAAAGCACGUCAAGGUUCACCGGCUCAGGAGACAGAGUUAUUUAAAAAAAACCGUAAUUCUGGCCGGAAUCAGGCUGACGGAUAUAUUGUAUCGUGGAGUAAUAGAUUUCAGAGUAAAAUUAAAAAAGAUUGUCAUUCUAGUAAUAAUGUGGACAUCGAUGUUGAUACUGAAUCUUUAAAAUCGGAAAAAGGUAAGAACAUAUAUGAAUCGGAAGUUAUUCUGGCUCAGAAAAGUGCAUCCUUAAUCACAAAGAAUAAUAAAUCAAACUAUGAAAGAGAAACUCUUGACAAAUUUGUCCGAGGACAAAAUAAAAGUUUCUGCAAAAUUUCUGGCAGUGUUUCGGAAACAGAUUCAAGUGAAGAGGGCAAAAGAAAGGCUGCUAGCGAUUCAUCAGAUCAAGAUAAGUUUUUACCAUUUACCAGCGAAAUUCACUUUGAUAAUUCUGAAUUAACUGACACGUCUAAGUGUGAACGAUCUGGAUUAUCCAAAAAAUUAUUAAACAUUAAACAUUUGACUAGGGCACUGUCUUUACAUUCCCUGAAGAAAAAAUCGAAAGAGUUAACUGCUCCAGUUUCUUUUAAAGCCAAUUCGGAAUCUUCUCCUGUGGUCGAUUGUAAAUUGAAUACAGGAAGUAAAAGAAAGAUUGAGAAUAUUAAAUACGGAUCGCUUCGUAAGAGUUUGUCCUAUAGUGAGUUGACUGCUAGAGUAACAAAGUUAUCAGGUAAAUUUGAAUCGCCCUUAAAUGUACAUACAGAAGAGCGAUUACCAGUUGCACCAUCAGUUACAAAGUUUAUUUCUAACUCGAAAAGAAAUUGUUCAUGUUCAGCUUCACUUCGGCGCUCAGUUUCGCUCUUGUGGAAAUUUCCCUUAAGCAGAAGUGGAGAAUGUGUAAUAGAAGAGCCAAGAGGUGACCUCUUAGCUAGAAUUUGUUUUUCUCGAUUGUACAGCCGGAAUGCUAUUCCACCUUUCAUUAGACAUCUGAAAAUCAAAAGCACGACAGUUAAAGUGAAAGAGCUUAAUUGUGUCAAUGAUUCUGGUGACCACAUGAAGGAUGAAUUCAUUCCUCCUAUGGAUACCCAUCAAAAGGAAUACUUCAUGCAGCCGGCCAUUGUUUCUUUGCCUCAUUUAGCUGAAAGUGAUGCAAAUAUUCUACGGAAAAGAGCGGCUUCCACUUCUGAUUAUUCACCCAAAUCUAAAGCCAUUCAGCGGCCAGUAUCAGUCGCAGAUUGCUUAACAUUAGAAAAUUCUUCCUGCAUAAAAAUUCCUGAUGGCAAACAAGACGUAUCUAGGGCAGCUUCAGAUAUCGGAAAUUCAGAAGAUCAGCAGAAAAAUGUAACAAGUCUUGAUCAGAUCUGGAGAGCAAAUCCUGUAAAGUUAUGCAGAGUCCACUCUCGUUUACUUAUGUGUCGCCAUAAGGGCAGAUAUCGUCUCAGGCGUUCAAUCAGUCAGCCAGUAGAAUUAGAAAUGACUGGUUCUAUACACAACCUUAGAGAUUCCACACAUGGUUCUGCUGAUCAUGAUAGUUUCCAAAAAGGCAGUUUGUCAUCAGACGAUGAAGCUUCAUCUGAGAGUGAUAUAUACCAUAGUUACUGUUGCAGUCCUACACGUCGAUCGAAUACCUGUUGGGAGUUGUCAGGGGAAGGUACUAUGUAUGCAGAGGCUCUUUGGGAUCAUGAAACUCUAGAUUCUGAAGAACUGCCAUUUCAAGCCGGUGAUAUCAUUGAAGUUACUGAUACUAGUGAUCAUGAUUGGUGGUGGGGCACCAAAGAUGGAAAUGGAGGAUGGUUUCCAUCUGCCUUUGUUAGGUUAUAUGUGAAUCAUCGUGGCCCUUCACUUCAUUUCAAUGGACAGCAGUCUGAAGGUAUUCAAAUUCCUUACUCACCAUGCAAAGUCAGCAUGAAUAAUUUAAGCUGUGAGCAAGUUCGAGCUAAUAUAGUUCAAGAAAUAGUAGCUACUGAAAGGGAUUAUGUCAAACAUUUGAAAGAUGUAGUUGAAGGCUAUUUAAAGCAAGUUCAUCGUCGCCCUGAUAUGUUUAGCAAAGAGAGAAUUGAAACAGUAUUUGGUAAUAUAAAAGAAAUAUACAACUUUCAAAGUCAGUUUUUGAAGCAAUUAGAGGAUCGUUUGGAUAAAGAUUCACCUCAUUUAAGCCAAAUUGGAGAUAUAUUUUUGAAUCAUAAAGAAGAAUUUAAAAUGUAUUCACAGUACUGCAAUAAUCAUCCAUUAGCUGUGAGUGAAUUACAAGAAUUAUAUUGCGAUUCACAGUACAUUCACUUUUUUGAGGCAUGUCGGCUUCUUCAAGAAAUGAUAGAUAUUUCUCUAGAUGGUUUCCUUUUGACUCCAAUUCAAAGAAUUUGCAAAUAUCCUUUGCAGCUAGCUGAAUUGCUCAAAUUUACAGAUGCAAGCCAUCCUGAUCACAUUCCCGUUACAAAUGCUUUAGCAGCAAUGAAAGAUGUAGCUGAACUUGUAAAUGAACGAAAGCGUCGCAUGGAAUGCUUAGAGCGCAUAGCUGAAUGGCAAAGUACCAUUGAAGGAUGGGAGGGCCCUGAUGUUCUUGACACAAGUUCAAUCCUUAUUCAUUGUGGUGAAGUCACAAGGGUAUCAUCAUCAUGGUCACGGGAUAUUUAUUUGUUCAUAUUUGAUCACCAGCUUAUAUAUUGCAAAAAGGAUCUUUUGAAACGGCAUACUUAUGCUUACAAAGGCAGAUUAAACCUUGACUACUGUGAUAUUGUAGAUGCUGAAGAUGGUAAAGAUUCUCAGUUUGCUGUUAAUGUGAAAAAUGCCUGGAAGAUUUAUUGCAGAGACAAAGACAAAUGGUAUCUGUUUUAUGCCAAAACAUCUCCCGAGAAAGACCAGUGGCUUCGUGCUUUUAAGGCAGAGAGACAAAGAGUUAUUGAUGAUGAAAAUCAAGCAUUUGUUGUCACAGAAGAAGCUAAGAAAAGUGCCAGAUUAGCUGUACAUAAUAAACAGAAACCCAAAAGACCAAGAGCAAAAUUUACAAAAGGUCGUCGCUGCCAUCCUGAUGCAGCAGUCACAGAGCUUCUUCUCGACUCACCGAGUGCCAAAGCACGCAGUGGAAGCCUUCCUUCAAAUAUACACCCUGAAUUGGCUAUCAUGGCUGGUGCUAAAUUAGGGCCUACUAGGAAAAAGGGAUCUGGUUGGUUUCAUUUUGGAAGUGGUAAAAAACCUAAAAGUUAAAAAAGCUGCGUUCCAAACAGACAUUGCAACUCAGGUGCCAUACUAUGCUUGUUAUACUUACUGCUGGAUCUGGAAUCAAUCUUUACUUGUUUUAAAAAGGAGGAGAGCUAAGAAUUUGAAAGAUCUCAGCACAGGCUUGUUAUCGUGGCACGCUACUGUUAUUGCAUGCCUGAUCUGUACUUUAAGCACGUAUCACAUUCGGUGUUUUCACUUGCCCAGAUGUGCAGUUUGUUAGGCUGUAAUUCUAAUGUAUGAGAUCAUGGUAUGUCCAUUGCCCCCUUAAGGUGGCAGCUUGCUGAUGUUGUGGAAGUUCAUACUUCUUUAAUAAAUGUUUUCUUUUCAAGUGGGGGCAUAAAAAAUUAAAGUCCUGUUGAUAUUUAUUAAUGGGUUGUGUGAUAAGUUCAAAUCCUUGCAUAUGUCUGAAAAUAUUUUUACACACAUGAAUAGCAGUUUUUUAACCAAUAAAUGUGUAUUAUUUAAGCAUGUCUCUUAUUUUACACAAAAUACUAGCAAAACCGAAAACUUAAAACUUCCUUAAACGAGAUAUGCUCAAAUGCACACACAUCUGUAUUUUUUAAAUUCCUAUUAACGAAUUGUCUUUGAUGUAUGAAUUCACAUUGCAUUGUGACAUCAGAAAGGUUUUCAGAGUCAUUAUUUUUCAGCAUAUUAAUUUUAUCAAAUGAAAGUACUUUUUAUUACUAGCUAUUCAUCAUUUACAUUUCAUUGUAUUCAUGAAAGUUUUCAAUCAGCAAAAUGUGAGGAGCAUAAGAAUUUUCAUAUUAAUUUGGAAAAUCAUGUAUUGCCUCCAUUUCAUUAACAUAAGUAUACAAACAUGUGACUGUCUCAUUUAUGGAAUAAUUAUUAGAAAUAAAGCUGACAAAAAAUUUAAGUUUUGCUGUAAUCUUUUAUUGUUUAUGCAAAAUAAAUAUGAAUGUGUGAGAUAUGAGUAAACUGGCAGGCAUAAAGUCAUAUUUCAAAAAACAUUUCAACAUGACACAAUAGUACAUCUUUAAGAAAUGUGUGAACAUAUACUAAAGCAUUUCUGCCACUAAAAUGGGAUUUGAAUUUAGUCGUAAAAUGAUACCUUUUUCUUAUGUAUUGUUUGUGUGGAGUAUGUUUUUGCAUAAUGGAAUCAUUUUUUUAUUUAUUGAUAUGUUCUGGUUUGAGAGGAAGUUUUAAUAUCUUGCCUAGUCCAAAGUGUUCAUCUGAUAGCAUGUUUUUAAGUGUGUAUCUGUACAGUCUUGUGAGUGGUUUAAAAUCAAUAUAAUUUUAAAUUAGAAUAUAUUUGUAGAAGUCACUGUAUAUAACCAUUACCUUAUAUUGUUUUUCUACUUGCUUUUAUGCCCAAGAGAUUUUUUACAUGCAUUUGUGAUAUGGCAUGGCGUAAUGUUUGACUUUUCCCCCUUAAAUUCUUAAUUUUUAAAUAUUAAAUUUUUACAGACUAAUAAAACAACUUUAAAUAUAGAAUGUUACUUAUCUGCAGGUUUCUUAAUGUUAAAAUUAUCUGUAAUAAUUUCAAUCAUAUUUAAUUUUGAUAAUAUUAUUUGUACUCGCAUAAUUUCGCCCCUUUUUACUAGUUUUAUUACUUGAAAAUCAACAAGGGAAACUUAUGUGCUUCGUAUUUUUUCUGAGAAGGGGUUAAAGAACAAAUUACAAAAUGCACGUGAAUAGACAUAUUUAUGUUACUGUAUUCUAUAACUGAAAAGAAAUCAGUAGCAAUUAUUACAUUUACUAUCUUUUAACUUGCACAAUGUGCUUUGAUAUCUACCCACUUUUUUGUUACUACCAUAAAUCGUAUGUUCCAAAAUAUAGGGGAGGAAAUAUGUGAGUAAAAACAGUAAUUAAAUAAUUCAUCAUACUUCUUUUAUUAAGUGUAACAAUUUAGAAAAGAGGGUUAUGUCAUGACUGAUCCAUAACCGAAUGCUGCACUUUAGUUUAUUCCCUUCCAAAUAGAAUAAACAUUCCUUGGAGCUCUCAGUAUUUUAAAAAUUUAUAUUGAAGUUAAAUACUGAAAUAUUUAUUUUUUAAAAGUAUUAACUGCUAGGGUUUUUGAAUUAUUUUAAAAUUAUUCUUGAAUUUCUUCUCAAAUACUAUAUAGAUUGAAUUUUUAUUUGUAGUGUGGAAAGUCUUCCUGAAAUGCAUAAACAAUGUUAUAUGAUUAAAGUUGUAUAGAUAUUGCCUUUAUGCAUAACACUAAAUUAUUGAACUGUAAUUAAAAAGAGAAUUUAUGGUGAAAAAUUGAAAUUGUUCAAUAGUGUUAUAUUUAAGCAAAAUUUUAUACAUUCUAUGUAUAUCCUUACAAAUGUAGUAUUUAAUUGAAUGUUAUGGAUAAUAAGAAAUUCAAUAUUUAGAUAUUCUAAAGUUUUUUUCAAGAGGAAAACACAGCCAAAUGCAGGAUUUAAAAAAUGGUUAAUGUUUUCACAUUUUAUGUCUUAUCAUCAGCUCUUCAGUUAAAAAUAUUCGAUUCAGAGUAGUUAUGUAUGUGUAAAUAUUUGUGUGAAUAGCUCUGUUAAACUUUUUUCACCUAAAUAUUGGAAAAUGCAUGUUUGAACCAAAACGUUCAAACAUGGCAUUCUUCAGUGUAAUAAUGAAUUCAAUUGGCAUUCUUCAGUGUAAUAAUAAAAGAUCUGUAUAUAUAUAUAAGUCAAGUGAUUGGAAGAUGGCACAUCAAUUUUAAUAGCAGUUGAACACAUUUUCCCAUAGGUAUCUGCUUGUAACAUAUCAUUUCUAAUUAAAUAUAUGUGUUACUGUUCAA